CCGCUAGAUACCUUUACUCUGCAUUGUUACUCCAUAUACACAUAACAAACAUUUCGUCGAAUAAUGAAAGAGACGGCGCCAAAAAUACAAUUAACCUAAUCCUUCGCGUCAAUUGAUAACUACGAAUAAACGAACGCACGCACGAACGAACGAAGGAAUGAAUGAAUGACAGCACACAAUGGAACCUCCCAACAUGGACGACCUCAACCUUUCCGAUUCCGACUCCGACCACAUAUUCGACACUCCCGCGGCCAGAAAGAAUAAAUCGGGUUCUAGAGGCGACGUCGGGGGAGCCGCACAGUCGCGAGGCAAAGAAUCGCAUUACACAAGCGAGGAAGCACGAGAAGCAGCAUUGCGGAGAGAGCUCGAGACUGUGCGAAACGUGAACAGGGUCAUAGACGAAGUAGUUGGAAGUUUACAAAAGGCGAAAGACAACAUGGAUACAGUGUCCCGGACAGUCAACAAUGCAUCAACACUUCUCCAAACGUGGACUCGGAUUCUGGCCCAGACCGAGCAUAACCAACGCCUCAUUUUGAACCCGCAAUGGCAGGGCGCAACCCAAGAUCUCGUCGACAUCGAAAAUGAGGAAAUACAACGACAACAGGCUGCAGAACGCCGAGCAGCAGAGGGGCAGGCACGACGGGAUGCGGCAGCCAGGCGCGCAGAGGAUGAACGGAAGAAAGCCGAGUCUGCUGCGAGAGGAGGGACCCGUGGCCGGGGCCGGGGCAUUGUGCGGACACGAGGAACAGCGUCUUCUUCAACUUCUUCAAACUACGUCGGAGUUGGCGGCCAGUCGGGUCGUGGACUUGCGCGCAGCAGUUCUACGAGUAAUCGUGCAAGCAGUGGCAUCGGACGAGGUCUGCGUGGGCGUGGAAGAGGCUUGAGUUGAGUUGAUAUACCCAGUGCAUGAAGCGCUUUCCCUAUACAUACUUUCAGCUUAAAUGGCAUAUCUAUAUAGUAUUCCCGGGGCUUGCAAUCUACAAAGUUUAUCCCUGGAUGAUUUGAGUAAUAAUGUCACUUGCGAAUAGG
Molecule: messenger RNA, 1029 nt
Organism: Aaosphaeria arxii CBS 175.79
Lineage: Eukaryota; Fungi; Ascomycota; Dothideomycetes; Pleosporales
Exons: 2
Coding region: 179-889 (236 amino acids)
Biological process (GO): mitotic cell cycle
Cellular component (GO): mitotic spindle; DASH complex
Source: RefSeq, a predicted model, not a curated record